CUAUGUUCUGGAUCCAGGCACUUGUUUCAUCAUGGAAAAGAGGUGAUACAAUGCCAUUCAUAUUUGACACGGUUUGGGACCUUGUAAAGUUAGCAGACUAUCUUACUGGAAGAGAUGAUAUAGACCAUUCCAGGAUAGGAAUUACUGGGGAAUCACUUGGAGGAAUGCAUGCAUGGUUUGCUGCUUUUGUUGACACACGUUAUUCAGUGGUUGUCCCCAUAAUUGGUGUUCAGGGAUUUCGUUGGGCCAUUGAUAAUGAUCAAUGGCAGGCUCGAGCUGACAGUAUCAAGUCUGUGUUUGAAGAAGCACGGCACGACUUAGGGAAGGACGCCAUUGACAAAGAAGUCGUGGAGAAGGUUUGGAACAGGAUAGCGCCUGGUUUAACAUCGGAGUUUGAUUCAGUUCAUACAGUUCCACUGAUUGCACCACGGCCUUUGUUGAUUUUGAACGGCGAAGAAGAUCCUCGUUGCCCGAUUGCAGGUCUGGAUGUUACUAUAUCAAGAACCUGCAAGGCUUUCCAAGAUGCCAAUUGUCCAGAUAGUUUCAAGGUGAUUGCAGAAGCAGGAAUUGGGCAUGAGAUGACGGGGUCAAUGGUUAAAGAAGCGAUGAAUUGGUUUGACAAGUUCUUCCAACCAUAGAAGAAAUUAAUUUGGACUUACGUAUUUUGAACAACAAAACUGCUAUGUAUAUUAUGUAUUAUGUAUUAUGUAUUAUGUAUUAUGUAUUAUGUAUGUAUAUUAUCAUUCAGUAGAAUUUUGAACUUGGUGGUCAAUGGUCAUGGUCAUGGUGGUGACUUGGGUUCAGAGUUGUUUCAAGUUUUAUUUUGCUAAUGAAGAUGCCAUUCAAUUCUC
Cynara cardunculus var. scolymus (artichoke) is the source of this 851-nucleotide messenger RNA. RefSeq lists its product as uncharacterized. The coding region runs from base 3 to 638 and encodes 211 amino acids. Gene Ontology annotation, biological process: proteolysis. Gene Ontology annotation, molecular function: serine-type peptidase activity. The transcript has 8 exons. The record is from RefSeq and is a predicted model, not a curated record. NCBI's taxonomy places the organism in Eukaryota, Viridiplantae, Streptophyta, Magnoliopsida, Asterales, Asteraceae.